CAACUAUCUUAGAGGCAGUAUGGUAGGAUUGAGCAUCUGUGUUUUUGUUCUGAUGCUUGUAUGUCUUCCAGAAGAAGUAUUUGGCUGUUCUUGCCUAGGAGGUGUUACAACACAGGAAUCAUUUUGUCAAUCAAAAUUUGUAAUUCUUGGAACAAUCCUGAGUAAAACAAAGACAGAAGCAGGGAUUAAUAAUGGCUAUUGGGUUUACUCAGUGAAGAUACAGGCAGAUUACAAGGGUAUGGGAUGGAAAGGAAAGGUGAUAGAUAUCUACACAGGUCCAAAUACAGCUGCUUGUGGAGUAGAUUUCUUAGAAGUGGGCACAAGAUAUGUAUUAAUGGGAUACAUGCAAUCCCAAUCAGGACCACUUUCGAAACCCCGUCCCUUCAUAGGCCUAUGUGGCUAUUUCGCAAAGGCAUCUGACGUGUCUAAAACUGAAUUCAGUGGAUUUAAGAAAUACUACAAGCCCAACUGUGCAUGCAAGAUAUGCCAUGACAAGAAUAGCUGCCAACCAGGCCAGUGCUACCUGCCUAAAUCUAAUACCUACCCAGAAGGACGUGGGCCACAAUGCUACAGAAAAAAUGCCAUAUGCAAAAUUGCUUGCCACAAUAACAAAGGUGUACCUAUGUGUACAUGGGACCUGACCAAAUAUUGGUGGGGGUGUAUGAGACAGAAAUCCAACAAGCCAUGCCAGGACUUGGGUUGCUUUUAAAUGGUUCACAAAUUAACAUUAUCUAGUGACAUUAGUCCACUCCUUUGAAGAGAAAAUUAAUAGAAACACACCUUUUGGCCAAUUACAUUUUCUAUAUAUCUCAUGUUCUGUAACUUAUACAAAAUUCUAGCAUGAAUAAAAUAUGAUGAAUAAUAAAGAAG
This is a messenger RNA of Owenia fusiformis, 870 nucleotides long. The record is from the annotation of a GenBank genome assembly. NCBI's taxonomy places the organism in Eukaryota, Metazoa, Annelida, Polychaeta, Sabellida, Oweniidae.